Corylus avellana is the source of this 584-nucleotide messenger RNA. Its product is annotated as glucan endo-1,3-beta-glucosidase 4-like. Lineage: Eukaryota; Viridiplantae; Streptophyta; Magnoliopsida; Fagales; Betulaceae. The record is from RefSeq and is a predicted model, not a curated record.
UAUAGAUUGAACCACCUGCAGGCUGCAGCAGCUUCUGGAGAACAAUGUCAUCUGCUUUGCCAAGAAAUCUUCUAGCUCUGCUCCUUUUGACACUUGCUCUGCAAAUAUCUGAUGGGCAAUUCGACGGAUGGUGCAUAGCUGAUGAGCAGACCCCAGAUGAUGAACUGCAGAAAGCGCUGGACUGGGCUUGUGGAAAAGGAGGUGCGGAUUGCAGCCAAAUACAAGUAAACAAGCCUUGCUACUUGCCAAAUACAAUAAGGGACCAUGCCUCUUAUGCCUUCAACAACUAUUAUCAGAAGUUCAAGAGCAAAGGAGCUACUUGCUAUUUUAACUCAGCUGCAAUCGUCACUGAUCUUGACCCAAGUCAUAAUUCAUGCAAGUUUGAGCAUAUUCCUUGAAUGAAACCAUCGAAUAUCUGCAGUAAUGUCAUAGUAUACAGAUCGGUUUUAUGCUAUGUAAUGGCAAAUGCCAUAAUACAUGCAAGUUUGGGUAUCUUCCUUGAACGAGUUCAUCUAGUAAUUGCUGUUAAAUUCUCUCUCUCUCUCUUUCUCAUAGAAUCUUUGAAGGGAAUGCUUUUGUUUACA